Messenger RNA from Cydia strobilella, 1140 nucleotides. It is a transcript of the gene Swip-1, whose product is annotated as EF-hand domain-containing protein D2 homolog. The record is from RefSeq and is a predicted model, not a curated record. Bases 86 to 673 code for a protein of 195 amino acids. The transcript has 3 exons. Lineage: Eukaryota; Metazoa; Arthropoda; Insecta; Lepidoptera; Tortricidae. Gene Ontology annotation, molecular function: calcium ion binding.
GCCGGCCCCGGGCCAGUGCUAGCACGGCCUCCCAAGAGAGCGCAGCCUCACGACCCCGCGACAAACACGCACGCAAUACCACGCGAUGGCGGCAACCGACGAACUCAGCGGCAUACUCUCCCGGAGACAAGAAAUAAACGAAAAACUCGAGGAGGGACUCGAUAUCAAACCCAAAUACAGAUUUGUCAAUGUCUACACGGAAUUUCACGAGUUCUCCAGGAAAGAAAUAAAACAAUACGAGUUGACCUUCAACAAGUUCGAUGAAGGCCACGACGGUUUCCUGGACCUGACCGAGGUGAAGCGCAUGAUGGAGCGGCUUGGCGCGCCGCAGACGCACCUCGGGCUCAAGGCCAUGAUCGCCGAGGUCGACGAGGACCAGGACAGCAGGAUCAGCUUCAGGGAGUUCAUGCUUAUCUACAGGAAAGCGCGAGCGGGUGAGCUUGAGAACAACUCCGGGCUGGAGGCGCUCGCGCGGCUCACAGAGAUCGACGUCGACCAGGUCGGCGUUAACGGCGCCAAGAACUUCUUCGAGGCCAAGAUCGAGGAGCUCGCCAAGACCAACAAGUUCCACGACGAAAUCAUCCAAGAGCAGGAAGAAAAACGAAGAGAGGCAGAAGAAAAAGCCGCCCGGAGACUCAAAUUCAAGGAAAAAGCGGCCUUAUUUCAACACUAACAAAACACCAAAUUACUGAGCAAUGUCUAGUCCGUAAGCUGUUACCAUGGCUUAUAACUUUGAAGAUCUACAAACUAUUUACUAAGUCUUGUUUAGAUGAAUUUUAGAUUAUAUUGUAUCUACACUUCUGUUGCUUUUUCAAGGUUUAUGUAACUUUACUAUUUACAUACAAAUUGAUGGUAAUUAAUGAUCAAUUAAUAGUUAGUCUUAAAUUAUUUAUGUAUUAAGAGCUGCAGAAAAAUCAAUGCCUAUGCCUAAUGCCUAAUUAAGUUAAUGUUCUGUAGUAAAAAUAUAUAUAAAAUGUUUUGAUGAAAAGUAUAUUUAUAAUGUGGUACGUGUCUGCAUGUUGCCUUGGAUGUUUACAUUAGCAUAGAGGAUUUUUUAUACUUAACUUACUUAUUGAUGGUUGAAAGUGAUGUAUAUGAAUUAUGUGUUAAGGUUGUUUGAAUAAAACUUAUUAAGUAUUA